AUGAAGUCUAUUCCGAGGGAUUUUUUUAACAUGAAUGAACAAUCAAACUCAAAUCCCCAUCAACCGUAUACUUCUGAUCUAUCAGAUCAUGUAGUGAAUCUAGCUUCGAGUGAUGAAAUUUGUGAAGUUGAAUUUGUUAGGAAUGACAUUCCAUCCACAAUUGUUGAUAAUUUUGUACCUGCGCCAAAUGUAAUAGAAUCUGAUGACGAUUCAAAUUUAUGA
Molecule: messenger RNA, 222 nt
Organism: Lathyrus sativus (Indian pea)
Lineage: Eukaryota; Viridiplantae; Streptophyta; Magnoliopsida; Fabales; Fabaceae
Source: the annotation of a GenBank genome assembly